This is a messenger RNA of Gasterosteus aculeatus aculeatus (three-spined stickleback), 2851 nucleotides long. RefSeq names its product desmin. The record is from RefSeq and is a predicted model, not a curated record. Gene Ontology annotation, molecular function: structural constituent of cytoskeleton. Gene Ontology annotation, cellular component: intermediate filament; cytoplasm. Gene Ontology annotation, biological process: intermediate filament organization. Lineage: Eukaryota; Metazoa; Chordata; Actinopteri; Perciformes; Gasterosteidae.
AGGUGGUGGAUGUACAAUAAUCCAAGCAAAAUCCACUGUGGUUCUGAUAAAAGGGAGACUAAUGAAGGAUUGCAGUUUGGGUUUUCCAGAAGGACUAAUGGGUGAUGACUAUGACUAAGCUACUAUAACAGCCCAGCUCUGAUCCUCACAGGCUGCUGGCAGAUAUCUGAGUGGCAGGUGAAGCCUGAUUUGGCGUAGAGGUACGACAUUCCACAGGUGUGGGAUCAUGAACUGGGCUCUCUUUGACCGAGCGGGGGGUAUGGCAGGCAACGGCCAGUAUAAAACAGCGACUGGGGAGAUAUCAGGGUAGUGCAAACUUGGUGGAACAGUGAACUGCAGCAAACACCGAGUGGCCCUGCUUGAGUAUUUCCUUCAUCUUCAGCCAGAGGAAGCGCCUUUGCUGCCGCCAUCAUGAGCCGCAGCCCAGAUAGGAUCUCGUCCUACCGCCGACACUUUGAGGACAGCAGCAGCUCGUCCUACCAGGUCAGGGUGACCAGCCUAUCCCCCGCCAGGAGAGACACCCGUCAUGCCUCCGCCGGUUACUGCUGCCAAGGUGGGGCCGGCGGCAUGCGCGUGGAGUCAGCGGGACGGAGGAGUACCUCGAAUGCACGAAGGCCUCGGAUGGCAGGAGUAGGGUCGAGUGCAGGAGCCUUGGUCUGUGUUGGGCCAAGUGGAGAACUUCCUAUAGAUCUGGACGUGGCUUCAGCCGAAAAUCAAGAAUUCCUCCACACCCGCACAACUGAAAGACAAGAGAUGGUGGUCCUCAAUGACCGACUGGCUGUAUACAUUGACAAGGUUCGCUCACUCGAGCAGCAGAACAAGCUUCUGGAGACGGAGAUCGAGGCCUAUCAGAACCGCUUUGAGAGUCCAUCAGGUCUGCGCCUCUUGUACGAGGAGCAGCUGAGGGAGCUGAAAAAGAUUGCCGACCAGAUGAGAGUUCAGCGGAACAUUUCCUUGGCGUCUAAGGAGUCCACAGCUGCUCAACUGGAGAUGAUCAAAAUCAAAUAUGAGGAGGCCGUGGAGCUGAGGAGGAAAGCUGAGUUAGACAUUGAAACCUUCCGUCCAGAUGUUGACAAAGCCACCUCCUCGCGCAUUGCAUUGGAGAAGAAGCUGGAGCAGAUGGAAGUUGAAAUUGAAUUCUUAAAACGGGUCCAUCAACAGGAAAUUGAGGAGCUCAUGAAACAGAUUUACUCAGCUCACGCAUCAGCUCAGAGUGCAUUCGCCCUGCCUGACCUGGCAGCUGCUUUGAAACAGAUCCAAACGCAGUACGAUGACAUCGCAGCCAAAAAUCUCCAGGAGAUGGAUUCAUGGUAUAAAAACAAGUUUGAAGAUCUAACCAGUAAGACGUCAAGGCACGUGGACAAGGUUCGAAGCAUUAGAGAUGAAAUAGCAGGUGCCAAAAAGGAUAUCCAAAGCAAAGACCGUGACUUGGAUUCACUGAGGAGCAGAAAUGAAGCUCUUGAGGCCCAGAUCCGAGAGGCACAAGAGAAGUACAAGAUAGAACUAGAAGACCUGCAGGCUCGGAUUGAGGCCCUGCAGCUUGAGCUAAAAUCCACCAAGGGGAAAAUUGCACUGCACCUGCGCGAGUACCAGGACCUUCUGAAUGUCAAGAUGUCUCUGGAGAUUGAGAUAACAACAUACAGAAAACUUGUUGAAGGAGAGGAUCUGCGGCUCUCUGGCAUGAUGCAAACCCUGUCCCUUACCAGCUGUAGAAUGGGCGCCAUUGGUGGCGGGAUGAGCUUCAGUGGAGGAGGAGGAGGAGGUGGAGGAGGCAUGGGUGGUGUUAGUGGAAUGAGCGGCGGCAUGAUGGGAGGUAAUAGCGGAGGGAGUGAAAGCAUAGGAAGUGGAGUAGCGAUGGGUGGGGGAAUUGGUGCAGGGGGCAUGGGCGGGGUUCAAGGCAGUGGGGCUGGAGGAAUGGGUGGCGCUGGUGGUCCGGAUGACAAAAUGGGUCCUGGUGGGGCAGGAGGGGCGGAUAUGGGUGGCCUUCAUGGAUUGGGAGCUCGGGGUGGAGGUGUACGAGCUGGUACUGGGGCUGGGGGUACGUCAAGCAGGGGAGGCGUGGGGGCUAAAGAAAUGAAUGGUGAUGGUGCUGGGGGUGGCAUUGGGGGGUCUGGAGGUGUGGGCACUGGUGCUAGCGAUUUGGGCAGUGGUGCCAUCGGUGUGGGUAAUGGGGCAGGAGGUUUGGGCACCGGCACAGGGUUUAGUGUAAGAAAUGGUGGUGGAGCGACGGGUGAUGGGAUUGGCAGAGGCGUAGGUAGAGCUGCGGGUACAGAUCAUGGAUUGGGUGCUAACAGGAGGGGUGGCGGAAUCGGAGGCGAUGGAGGAACUGAGGAUGUGGGUGGAGGUGUUGCACUGUCAGGCAUUGGUGGAAUGGGGACGAUUGGUGGAGGAAUGGGUGACACUGGAGGGUCCGGGAUUGGAUACGGAUCUGAUGGAUAUGACGACAACAACGAGCCUUACGCAGAGCAAGCCGUCGAGCUGACGGAGAGGAGGACGGUACUCAUUAGAACAGUUAAAAAUGAGGAUCAGGUGCUGGAGAUGGACCACCAAGAACAGACCUACAUCAUUACCGGUGCAGCCGACGACUCUGACGACGAAUGAGCAGCAUGAAUUACUAAUUGACCUCCCCUCGCCCUUAAACCUCCCCGCCCCUCUGAGCUUUGCACUGACCACAGCCCAUGUCUGGGCACUGACCUUUGCCCUUUGCCCUGGACAAGAGCACCAUGAAUGACCCUUUGCCAGAGAGCGAAACAUUCACCCCAUAGGGUUUAUAUAUGGCUCACUAGUAACACUAGCGCCCCCCUGCCCUCCUUUUUUUGUACUUGCAGCAAAUAAAGCUAUCAGCAUUCAA